This is a messenger RNA of Drosophila willistoni, 2169 nucleotides long. It is a transcript of the gene TH1, whose product is annotated as negative elongation factor D. Gene Ontology annotation, molecular function: RNA binding. Gene Ontology annotation, cellular component: nucleus; NELF complex. The transcript has 5 exons. Gene Ontology annotation, biological process: negative regulation of transcription elongation by RNA polymerase II. The record is from RefSeq and is a predicted model, not a curated record. Bases 129 to 1865 code for a protein of 578 amino acids. NCBI's taxonomy places the organism in Eukaryota, Metazoa, Arthropoda, Insecta, Diptera, Drosophilidae.
CAAAAUUUAUUUUCGUAUAACAGAAAAAAAAAUUUCAUAUAACAGAAAAAAUUUCCGGGACAAGAAAAUCCGGAUCAAAACAGAACAGAAAAUCAGGAUCAAAACAAACAAGACAUUGAUAUAACCCGAUGGAGGUGGAAUACGAGGACUCCGGCUGGCAAGGCCGCACCAAGGGCCAAUCCAAUACGGAGGAACUGCACGAAGACAAUCCGCAGAAGACGAUACAGGAAUGCCUGGAAAAGUUUCUGACACCAGAUUAUAUAAUGGAGCCGGGGAUUUUUACCCAGCUGAAGCGGUACUUUCAGUCGGGCGGCUCUCCAGAAGAGGUGAUCUCAAUGCUAUCGGAAAACUACAAAGCUGUGGCCCAAAUGGCCAACCUCUUGGCCGAAUGGCUUAUCCUGGCCGGCGUCAAGGUGACCGAGGUCCAGGCUAUGGUUGAAAACCAUUUAAAGGAAAUGAUUCUAAAGUCAUUCGAUCCCAAGAAAGCGGAUACAAUUUUCACCGAGGAGGGUGAGACGCCCGACUGGUUAACCGAAAUGAUUGAUCAUUACACGUGGCGUUCGCUGAUCUAUCGGCUCGCCGAGGAGUAUCCCGAUUGCCUUAUGCUUAAUUUUACAAUCAAAUUGAUAUCAGACGCCGGAUUCCAAAGUGAAAUCACAUCUAUAUCGACGGCGGCCCAACAAAUUGAGGUGUUCUCCCGUGUUCUUAAGACAUCUAUAGUCAAAUUCUUAAACAAUCCAGACGAUGUGCAUGGCGCCAUUCAGGAAUGCGCCCGCAUGGUCUGCCAUGGCCAGCAUACGUAUGUCUACUCACAGGUUCUAAUUCAAGUGCUCAGUCAAGAGCAAAAAGGUGGCUUUAAUAUGAAACGGUUAUCCCAAGAGAUCAUCAAAUACGCCCUGCAAAACAAUCAGAAUGUGACACCCAUAACGAUGGCUCUCAACGGCUCUGCUGUGUACCCGCAAGCGUGUCAGGCUCUUACCUCAAUGUUAACCCGCAAUACCCUCAAUCCGGCAGACAUAACUGUUCUCUUUCGUAACUACUCUGCCUCUGAUCCGCCGCCAAUUGACCUCAUACGUAAUCCACAGUUCCUUGAGCUUCUGGUUGAUGCUCUAUUUAGAUCUGGCGUCAAAAUCAAUCCGGAGCAUAAGCCGAAAUAUGUAUUUUUACUCGCCUACGCAUCGGCUGUUAUUGAUCAACCAGCAAAGAAGCGACCCCUGACCGAACGCACACUGAACAAGGACGAUCUGAAGAACACCAUCCAAGCCAUUGAGAAGGCCCAUGCCAUUUGUAAUGUGGACCAAGGUUCAACUGAAUUGAUUGCCGAACUGCAAACACUCUACAAUUGCAUCAAAUAUCCGGUUGUUGGUGUCGGUGUAAUUCGAUGGAUCGAAAAUGUGGUAAUGGAACCAUCGUAUUUCAAACUAUCCACCGACAGUUGUCCCACACAUUUGGCUGUAUUGGAUGAAGUGGCUGCCGUUCAUCCAACAUUGCAGCAACAAAUUCUCUUCCUUUUAAUACGUCUCUUUGAAUCCAAGCAGGAUGAGUUGGAAAUUCUUGUGCAAUUGGAGAUGAAAAAGAUGAUACUAGAUCGCAUGGUAAAUCUACUCACCCGCGGCUGUGUUGUGCCAGUCCUCAGAUAUAUCAAACAAUGCUGUGCCAUCGAGGACACGGAUAUCUCUCUGAUACGUUACUUUGUCACCGAAGUGCUGGAAACAAUUAUGCAUCCCUAUUCACCGGAAUUUGUGCAACUAUUUUUACCAAUGGUGGAAAAUGAGGAAAUCACUGGAACAAUGCGUGGCGAGGGCGACAACGAUCCAGUCUCUGAGUUCAUUGUACACUGUAAAGCCCACUACACCACUGUAUAGCUAAUAGAGUUUUAUGUUUAAGUAAUAAAACUAAAUUAAAUAUAUAUAUAUAUAUAUAUUAUUAUUGUAAGUUAAGGCGGCAAGUGUUAAAAUGUAAAUGUAAUACAGUAAAUCAAAAUCAAAGCAAUUUUGAGCCUCAGUCUUGUAUAAUUGAUCCAGAGAUGAUGAAGAAAUAAUCUGUAGAUUCCAUAGAACAUAUAGAAAUCUGUGGUAUAUAUAUCUUAUCUGUUUCUCGCUCACUUUUAUGUUGAAAAGUAAUCAGGAACUAUUAUGCUCUCCCCUAAAUGGCUUUAGAAACAUAUUC